GCUGCACCCACGUGAAGUGUCGCAGUACCGGAGCUUGGGCCUCACUUCAUAUUCAUAUUCCCUUCUCUCUUUUUCUCUCAUUUUCUUGCAAGCUGCCCCCUGAGUUAACCUUUUCCCCCAUUACAAAAGAUGAAUUAUAACUUUUGUCUCCAAUAAAUGCCAGCUCCUAGCGUAAUAUUUCAGCCUCAGCUAGACCGAGAAAACUUCUUCUGUUGUUACGGCCAUGUUUCCUUCAAGCAACAGUUACAACCCUUUUCCCUUAACCACCCAUACCAUGCCUGGAAGCUCUUUUUUAGGCGAUAAACACCAUGUAGGCUCAUCACUGGAGGAUUCUCCCCAUCCUUUCUGGUACUUACCUGCACCCUUCAUUGAUGAUGAUGAUGAUGGUUUGCUCAUAAGUCACCUGUUAUCACAAGCACAACAACAAAUCUUGGUCACCAGUAGUAACAUGGCACCGCCAUAUUCUGAGGUUAACGCAGCUUCUCCAACAAAGGAAACCAAAAAGGUCACCACCAAUAGGAAGAGAAGUACCGUUAACGGAGCAAAACAGGGGAUUCCUCGAAAGAGAGCUGGAAAGAAAGACAGACACAGCAAGAUCUAUACAGCUCAUGGUCCAAGAGAUCGGCGUAUGAGGUUGUCACUUCAAACUGCCCGUAAGUUUUUUGAUCUUCAGGACAUGUUAGGCUUCGACAAAGCAAGCAGAACUAUUGAAUGGCUUUUCUCUCAAUCCAAGGCUGCUAUCAAGGAACUCACAGAAAACCUCCCCGGCAUGAACCGCAGCUGCAGUGGAGGUGGAAAGAGCGUGUCAUCUACCUCUGAAAGUGAAGUAGUCUCAGCAGCCAAAGAGUGUGAAGACAAUAUGGGAGACCAUCAAGGCGUAAUUAUAGCAAGAGGUGAAUCUAUGAGGAGUACCACUAAAGCUAGAGAGACGAAGGAAAGAAACUCACGUGAAGUGUCAUUCAAUCCUGUUGCAAGAGAAUCCAGGGACAAGGCGAGGGCAAGAGCAAGGGAGAGAACUAGAGAGAAAAUGAAGAUGAGAGGGCUUGAGAAAUCAAAAAAAUGCUCAGAUGAGUCGAACCCUAAUGAAUUGGAGUGGUUGCGGUCCUCAAGUCCCCUUGAAACUGGUGAAAAUUCGGCUCCCUCUACUCAAACAAACUCUUGUCACAAGGUAGUGGCCGGGCAAGAAGAACAACGCCACGAAAAUGCUGUACACUUGCUAGAACAUCAAAUGGAUUCUGCAAGCAUCUUUGAGAAAUUUCUGGGUAUCGCUAGAGCAACAAGAUCGUCAUCUAUGUUCAGUUACUCGCACAACAAUAUUGCAGACUCAAGCGGAGAAAAUUCAGAGGAAAAUUGUGCAGUUUUUUCGGGAGAUUGGGGCAUGAACAAUGAAAGGAUCCAAUACAAUUACUGUUCGAUGACAAACAUCAAGGAAUCAACAGGUAAUGCCCAAGAACAAAACCCUAGUAUAAUUUUCAUGACGGAUCCAAAUGGUCAAGACCAUAAGUCUCGUCCUAUUUUUAUGACCCAAGGGGAAAACCCUAGUUCAAAUCUCUUGGUCAACUCAUAUGCAAAAAUAAUGAACCAUAACUUGAUGACCCCCUCAAAUGUUGCCCAUGAAGGAAGAAGCCCUACUUCAAUUCUUAUGUCCACCUCAGACAUUGGUUUGCAUUCACAUUACCAAGAAAAUUCUGCUGUUGCCAGCAAAUUCCACAAAUUUUAUCAAUGAUCAAUGUUGAUGAACCCUUCCUAUUUCCUAAUUAUGUCAAACAACUCUACGGCUAUCUUCAGCUUGAUUUCUGUGUGAUGAAUCCUCUCUGGUAAUUAAUGGAUGAGUGGAUUGAGUAUUGUUAUUGUAUUUCUUCUAUGAAGUUUAUCAGAAUUUGAAUUUGUGCUUUGAGUCAUUCACUUAUUUCUGAG
Messenger RNA from Durio zibethinus, 1917 nucleotides. RefSeq lists its product as uncharacterized. Gene Ontology annotation, cellular component: nucleus. Gene Ontology annotation, molecular function: DNA-binding transcription factor activity; sequence-specific DNA binding. The record is from RefSeq and is a predicted model, not a curated record. Gene Ontology annotation, biological process: regulation of secondary shoot formation. NCBI's taxonomy places the organism in Eukaryota, Viridiplantae, Streptophyta, Magnoliopsida, Malvales, Malvaceae.